AUGAUGAUGAUGAAAAAAGAUGGUUCAAAACAAUCGGCAACGAUUCAAACAGUGAUUGAAACAUUCUAUAAGAAAAUUAAUAAAAAAAAUCUACAACGACGACAACAAUUAAUGUCAACAUCAAAUAUAAAUAUGAACAUGAACGAUAUGUUGUUUUCGUCAACAAAAUCAUUGAAUAAAGCAACUAUUGAUACUGCUGCACAAAAUCUAGCUAAUCGAAUGAAUCAUACAGCUAGACGUGAAACAUUGACACCCAUUCAGAUGCAACAACAACAACAACAACAACAACAGCAAAUGACCGGUACAUCAUCUUGUAUUGUAACAGCCAAUAAUGACAUACCACAAACAGAUUCUAUCAAUCAAUCGAAAUCAAACGUUAAUGCUCAUCAAUCUUCAUCAUCAAUCAGCAAUAAUAAUAAUGUCAAUAACAAAUCAUACAAUGAUUAUGAUAAUCGUUCAAGUUUAGGUGGUGCUCAUCGUACAAGAAAUUUGCGAAAUUUACCAGGAAACGGGAGCCAAUCAUCAAUGACCAAUAUUCGACAACGUUUAGUUAUGCAUAAACGUGUUCAUCUAGGUGAAAUACUUUAUCAUUGUGAUGUUGAAGGUUGUGGAUAUUUUUCCAAUUAUAAAGGCAACAUUAAAAUUCAUAAAAAACAUCGACAUCGUUCAACAACAAAUGAAGCACAAUCACAACAAAAUCAAACAAUGAAUGCAACAAAUACACAGCAACAAUCAACAUCAUCCUCGUAUAUGGAUGAUGUUGUUGAUAAUGGUAAUAAUGAUAAUACAUGCGAUUUAAUUAUGGAUAGUGAUCCAAUUGUACCAAAACGCCGUGGUCGUAAACGCAGCUAUUCCAACAUGAAUGAUGAUAAUAGUAAUGGUAAUAUUAGUAUGGAUGAUUCAAUUACAGCUGAAUUUGAUUAUGGUAUGGAUGAUGUUUCAUUAUUUGUUAAUGAUCAAUUUGGUACCGGUUCAGUUGAUAAUUGUAAUUACAAGACACGUUGGCGUCAAUGUAUUAUUGGACAUCAAUAUCUACAUGCUGGUAUUAAACCAUUCUGUUGUGAUUAUCCUGGUUGUAAAUUUCGAUCAAGUUUACGUACAAAUGUUGAUCUGAAUAUUUAUGAAAUUAUUAUUAUAUAA
This is a messenger RNA of Dermatophagoides farinae (American house dust mite), 1140 nucleotides long. NCBI's taxonomy places the organism in Eukaryota, Metazoa, Arthropoda, Arachnida, Sarcoptiformes, Pyroglyphidae. The record is from RefSeq and is a predicted model, not a curated record.